Messenger RNA from Spinacia oleracea (spinach), 2664 nucleotides. Its product is annotated as leucine-rich repeat extensin-like protein 4. Gene Ontology annotation, molecular function: protein binding. Bases 145 to 2400 code for a protein of 751 amino acids. Lineage: Eukaryota; Viridiplantae; Streptophyta; Magnoliopsida; Caryophyllales; Amaranthaceae. The transcript has a single exon. The record is from RefSeq and is a predicted model, not a curated record.
UUGAAAUAGUCCAGUAAAAAAAAAACAUUAUUUUAAAUCACGUCAACAAAACCAACAAGUAGCCUUAUAUCAACACAAGUUUCAUUUCUAAACAUUCCCAAUAACAAAUUGAGCCUCUUCUGAGCUUCUUCUCCCCUUACACAAAUGGCUCCUUCUCCAUCAUCUCCAUCUCCGCACAUCCUUCUUCUUCUCCUUUCCAUAUUAUUAUUCUCUCUUCUACAUUUGUCGACCGCGGAUGGCGACGAAUACAGUUACAACCCGAUGGUGGAGUCAAUGAACGGGCCCGAGAACGUAACGGUUGAUCCUAGUCUCCAAUUUGAGAAUGAUCACCUUCGUAAAGCCUACAUUGCUCUUCAAGCUUGGAAAAACGCCAUGUUAUCCGACCCGUUUAAUUUCACCGGGAACUGGGUGGGUACUGAUGUUUGUUCCUAUAAUGGUAUUUAUUGUGCUGUUUUACCGAAUGCGAGUUCGGAUUCUUAUUACGGUGGUGGAAGUGGUUAUGAUUACUCCCCUCCCCGGGUGGUUGCCAGUGUUGACCUUAACCACGCCGACAUCGCCGGAUACCUCCCCGACGAGAUCGGGUUAUUAUCCGAUCUCGCCGUCUUCCACAUUAACUCUAACCGGUUUUGUGGGACCGUUCCGAAAUCGUUUUGCUCAAUGACAUUAUUAUACGAGCUUGAUGUAAGUAACAACCGGUUCGUUGGGAAGUUUCCCCCGGCUUUACUCAAUCUACCCUCGUUGAAGUAUUUGGACAUCCGGUUCAAUGACUUUGAAGGGCCGAUUCCUCCUGCAAUAUUCGAUAAACCGCUUGACGCGCUUUUCAUCAACAACAACCGGUUCAAGUAUGGAAUCCCCAAGAAUAUGGGAAACUCACCGGUGUCUGUUUUGGUGAUGGCAAACAAUGAGUUAGGAGGGUGUAUUCCUUCAAGCAUUGGGAAAAUGGGGUACACUUUAAAUGAGAUUAUUCUUUUGAAUGAUAAUCUUACUGGUUGUUUACCAGAGGAAAUUGGUCAACUCAAACAUGUAACGGUAUUUGAUGUUAGCUACAACAACUUAGCUGGGUCACUUCCAGCAACGAUUAGUGGAAUGAUUAGUGUUGAGCAACUUGAUGUUGCUUACAACAAAUUUACUGGGGUUAUUCCAGAUACUAUUUGUUCGCUUCCAAGCCUACAAAACUUCACUUACUCUCACAACUAUUUCACCGGCGAGGCGCCGUCGUGUGCCGCCGCUGAUGAUGGAUCACAAAAUUGUUUCCUAGGGAAGGAGGAUCAGAAGUCGGCGGAGGAGUGUUCCUCGCCGUCGGCUACACCUGUGGAUUGUUACUCAUUUGGGUGUAUUAAGAGGCCAGUUUAUACACCAGCUCCGUCUUACACUCCUACAUAUUCGCCUUCGCCGUACACUCCUACUUAUUCGCCGUCGCCGUCGUACACUCCUACAUACUCGCCAUCGCCGUCGUACACUCCUACCUAUUCGCCAUCCCCGUCUUUUGGUGGAGCGUCAUCAGGCACAUAUUCACCGCCAUCAGAUGCUCCGUCGAAAGCACCACCACACUACACUCCGUCACCUGCUUACAAACCCUCUCCGUCGCCAUCAUCACACACACCAAGCUACGACACUCCUUCCCCGUCGUAUCAACCACCAAGCUACAACACCCCACCAUCAACCCCUGAGUACUCAACUCCACCUUACUCACCAUCUCCUUCACCAGAUUAUUACUAUUCCUCACCGCCACCACCAUCAUACACUCCAACAACCCCUGAGUAUUCAACACCGCCACCCGUAGAAUACGGCUCUCCACCCUCUUACACUACUCCUACACCCUCAACUCCUACAUACUCUCCAUCGCCGUCAUCAUACACUCCACCCUCAACUCCCUCAUACACACCAUCACCAACAUAUACACCACCCUCAACUCCCUCAUACACACCAUCGCCAACAUACACGCCACCAUCAACUCCCUCAUAUACACCAUCGCCAACAUACACGCCACCAUCAACUCCCUCAUACACACCAUCGCCGACUUACUCUCCACCAUCAACUCCUACAUAUACACCAUCACCAACAUACACUCCACCCUCAAAUCCUACAUACACACCAUCACCGUCAUUCCCACCACCAUCAACUCCUACAUAUUCACCAUCGCCGUCAUACCCAACACCAUCAACUCCUACAUAUUCACCAUCACCGUCGUCAUACACACCACCAUCAUCUCCAACAUAUUCACCAUCCCCGUCGUACACUCCAUCAACUCCAGGACAUCAUCAACAAUCUCCUCCUCCUAAAGAAAAGUGUCCAACAGAACACACGCCACCGCCACCACCGGCAUACGGCGGCCGUAUGCCACCAGUUUACGGUGUUGCCUACGGUUCUCCUCCUCCUCCAAUCUACCCUGGUUACUAAUUUCCUACACCCCCAUUAUCAGUAAAAAAAAAAACAAAAAAAAUCAUCUGCUGUAAUAUGUUUUAAUUAAUAUGUUCAUUAAUUUUCUCGGGGGUUGAUCAUCACAUUUUGUCGUAACAAUUCUUCCAAAAGAUGUCAGGAAGUUCAAAAUACAAUAUUGACAGAUUCUUUGAAUUACUAUACUCUAUACAUUUGUGUUCUUUUUCUUUUUUUUUUAAUUUGGUGGGAGUUUAAUUAAUUAGCAAUAAUAGAUUCGUAAUUUUA